AUGAAAAGAACUAAAAGAAAUAAUAAUAAUACAGAUACAUCGUUGAUUAACAAUUCACAGAUUACUGAUUUCUUUACUGUUAAAUCAACACCACCUACUCCCUCCUCCUCCUCCUCCUCCUCCUCGCAAUCAUCUCAGCAACUCCAGUCUAAAUACUUUGGUCAAUCUAAUCCUACAUUUAAGAAAAGAAAGUCGACUGAAGAUGACGACGACAAUAAUAACCUUCAAGAUCAAAGCAAUAUCAUUGUUCAGCAGAAGAAACAAGAACCAAAAGUAAAGAAGGAUCAUGGUGCUGUCGUUUCAUCGAUUGUUUAUAAUGCGCCGAUGGGAAGUAGUAGUAGUGGAGGUGGAUUCGUUUCAUCAUCUCUUCUCUUAAAUAAGAAUAAUAAUACAUCUACAUCUACAACAACAUCAUCAUCCUCUUCUUUGUUAAAUAAUAAUAAUAAUAAUAAUAGUUUACAACAACCAAAAAAAGUACACUCAUUCCUUUCUGUAAAUGGAGUAUUAAAAAGAAGUAAUGGAGGUGAUGAUGACUUUGAUUUACCUUCACAUUUAUCAAUGGUACAACCAAUUAAACCAAUUGUACCAACUACUACAACUACAACAACAAGAUCAUUGUUGGGUGGUCAAUCAUCUAUAUCAUCUCAAUUAAAUCAAUUCUCUGCAUCGAGUAUGACCAACCAACGAGGUGGUCCAUAUGGAAAUGUACCACCAAAGUUUACAUCGACUCUAUCAUCACCGGUACAACAACAAUCUCGUCCGUCUUCUUCGGUAGCGGUACUUAAAAAAGAUCAAAUAGAAAUAUCAUCAACACUAACCGAAGAACAGAAAGCAAUUGUCAACUAUGUAUUGGAGGGAAAGAAUCUAUUCUUUACAGGUAGUGCAGGUACUGGAAAGAGUUUUGUGUUGAAAGAGAUUGUUAAAUGUCUCAGACAAUUAUAUGGUAGUGACAAGGUACACGUAACAGCGAGUACUGGUAUUGCUGCAUGUUCGGUUGGUGGAACAACACUACAUUCAUUUGCCGGUGUUAGUCUAGGUGACAAAUCGGCGCGAGAUUAUAUAACCUACAUUGAAAACAAUCAAACUGUUUUUAAUCGUUGGAGAACCUGUAAAGCUCUCAUUGUCGAUGAAGUAUCAAUGAUAUCUUCGGAUCUAUUUGACAAGAUUGAAGAAAUUGCAAGAUCAAUUAGAAAAAGUAAACGUUCAUUUGGUGGUGUUCAAGUUAUUCUAGUUGGUGAUUUCUUUCAACUUUCUCCAGUUACAAAUAAUCAACAAAAUCAAAAUAAUAAUAAUAAUUAUGGUGGUGGUGGAGAUCCUGCAGAUGAUCUUUUAUCAAUGUUGGAUCAAUCUGCAAAAAGAGCAUCACCCUAUUGUUUUGAUGCAAAGUGUUGGGAGAGUGUUAUUGAAAGAUGUAUCCUUCUUCGUCAAGUUUUUCGUCAAAAGGAUUCUCAAUUUGUUGAUCUAUUGAAUCAAAUUAGAUUUGGAACUUUUGAUUAUAAAUCAAUAGACUAUUUAAAUCAAAAAUGUGUAAACAAUAAUUUACAACGUUCAGAUGGUAUCAUUCCAACUAUUCUUUAUCCAAAAAGAAUUCAAGUAGAUAAAGAAAAUCAACAGAAAUUGGAUCAAUUGACAACCGAGGGGAUGACAUUUACAGCGGUGGAUGUAGGUUCGGACAAUUAUAGAAAGACAUUUGAUAAUAUGCAAGCACCACAAUCUCUGACACUAAAGAUUGGAUCACAAGUGAUUCUACUAAAGAAUUUGGAUUUUGAACAAGGUUUGGUCAAUGGAGCAAGAGGAGUGGUGAUUGGAUUCUCAGAUAGUGACAUUGUGCAACCAGUGGUUAGAUUUGCUAGUGGGGCAGAGGUUGUUGUCGGUAUUGAAAUUUGGAAAAUAGAAAUUGGCAGUCUGACAGUUGCCUCUAGGCGUCAGUUACCACUGGCAUUGGCUUGGGCUUUGACUAUACAUAAAAGUCAGGGUAUGACCAUUGACAGAUUGAUAGUCGAUCUCGAUGGAACCUUUCAAAAUGGACAAGCAUAUGUAGCUCUCAGUAGAGCAACAUCACUCGAAGGAUUGCAAUUAAAAACUCCUGCAAAACCUAAACAUUUCAAGGUUGAUCAAGGUGUUGUCAAAUUUUAUCAAAAAAUUGAAAGUAUUUCAAAUCAAGAUAAUAAUAAUCAAAAUAAUAAUAAUCAACAAAUAACAAAUAACAAUAACAAUAAUAACCGAAAUAUUAAUAAUAAUCAACAAUUAACAAAUAAUCAAAAUAAUCAAAAUAAUAAUAAUAAUUAUAAUAAUAAUAAUAAUAAUAAUAAUAAUAAUAAUAAUAAUAAUAAUGUAAAUAGUCAAUUCACCACUUCUACAACAAGCACUACUACUACUACAUAUGGACAAGGGCAAUCAAUAUCUCAAAUUGAUCUUGAUGACCUAGAUGAGAGAUUUACUUUAAAGGAGAUUCAAGUGUUUGAAAGAAUCUUCAAGACGAUAGAUACUCAAUCAAAAGGAUUCAUAUCAAAGGAAGACUACUCUAAAUAUUCAAAUGGAUCGGUCCAACAACCAACAGAUUCACCAUUCACUCUUCCUUCGUUUGAGAGCUUUCUCAUCUUUAGAAAUACAACUAUCACCUUUUAUCAAUUCCUAAGUACUUUAAGUUUAAUAGGUAUAAAGUUAACUUUUGCAUCACAAGCUGCAACAACAACAACAACAACAGAUGGGAGUAGACCAGCGUCAACGAACCUUCUUCUUAACAACAAUAACAAUAGAGAUUCAUAUUAUUCAUCAUCACCUCAGACACCAAGAUUAUUGACCACUAAUACUUCCACAACUACCUCUGCAUCUUCUCUUGCUGCUGCAUUGGCUGCUGCAAACAUUACUACUACACCAGUACAACAACCCUCUUCUUCUUCUUCUUCUGUAUCAUCAUCCAAACCACCAACACAAAUAUCACCUUCGAAAUCAUCGACACCUCCUAUUGCUAUUGCCAAAAAAGAUAAUGCUACUAGUCGAUUAUCAACGAGAUCACCUUCACCAGUGGUUGUAAAUACACCUGCAUCAACAGCAUUAUCACCAAGAGCAUCUAAUAACAACAAUAGUAGUAGUAGUAGUAGUGCACCAGUAGCAGUAGUGUCUGCUUCUUCCUCUUCAUCUACAUCACCUGCUACUGUUGCUACUGCACCUUUACUAUCAUCAUCACCUGAUAAUGUGACUAGUACCAAAACGACUACUUGUACAAGCACUACCGAUUCUACAACAGUUACUACUACCACUACAAAGACUACCACUACAACUACCACAACUACUACUACAUUGGCCGAUGAAAAUGAAUCUCUAGCCAUCGAACAACAACAACAACAACAACAACAACAAGAGGAGGAUCAAGUAGUACCAGUUGAAACACAACAACAACCAAAAGAAAAAGAAUUGGAAGAAACAAAGGUACAACCACCUCCUUCUGCUCAACCACCUGUAAAAGAUGAACAACCAUCACAACAACUAAUACAACCAAUUAAAGAAGAACCUACACCAGUGGAUCAACAGACACCAACAACACCAAUAACACCAAACACUCCACUUUCAGCAAGUAAAGAUAGAGCAUUAAAUAUCUUUGGAAGUCCAGAGAAAAACACACCAAUAUCCUUGUCUCUAUCAUCAUCACAAGAUCUAAGCAAUGAAGAAGGAACAAGAACUACCAUUAGAAUACAAUCACCAACCAUACUAGUUAGACCAACUUCAACAACACCACCAAGAUUCAAUGGAAGAAAGGAUAUCAUCCCAAUUAUUAUACAAGAGUGCUCAAUUAAUUUACAUGAAGGUCAAACUUGUGUAUCUCAACUAACAAUUAAUUAUAAUUUACAAUGUGAUCGAUAUUCAUAUUGUUUAAAUGGAACUUGUGUUGGAGCCUUAAAAGAAAGUAGUAAAUGUGAUAACUCAACAAGAUGUGAUGUUGGUUUAUAUUGCAAGAAUGGAACAUGCGAAAAUUAUCUUGGUCAAUUGAUUGGAUCAAAAUGUACCAUUGAUAGUAAUUGUAUUGGAAAUAGUACAGAAUGUACAAAUGGUAUUUGUGUAGUGUCAAAUAGUGGAUGUACAGUACAUUUGGAUUGUCCAUGGAAUCAAUAUUGCAUGGAUGGUAAAUGUCAACCUAAAAGUGAUGGAAAAUGCCAAAUUAGCGAACAAUGUCUAUCAAAGAAAAUAUGUGGUAUCAAUGGCGAAUGUACUGAUAGAUUCCAACAAGGAAAAGGUGAUAAAUGUAAAGAUAUUUAUGAAUGUGAAACUCAUCUCUAUUGUAAUAAUGGAACAUGUGAUGAACUUAAAAUAUCAAAUCAAAAAUGUUUAUCAGCAUGUGAUUGUAGGGUAAAUGAAUAUUGUUCAUAUGAUUUAUCAUCAAAUAGAAUGGUUUGUCAUAAUGAAACUCAACUCAAUUUUAAACCAUUAUGUAUUCUCUGUCACAAGGAAUUGAUUAAUUGUAUGGAAAAGAAUAGUUGUCCCUAUGACAACUCUCCAAAUAUCCUAAUGAAUGAGUGUAUCAAGAAUGAAUGUAUGGGCAACUACAAGAAAUAUACUGAUCAAUGCACACCUUACAAAGCAUUGUCAAGUGGCAACAAAACUAUUGUCAAUCCAAUGACCAUUCUAUUUUCUCUUUUGGUUUUAUUUUAUUUAUGUUUAUUUUAA
Molecule: messenger RNA, 4665 nt
Organism: Cavenderia fasciculata
Lineage: Eukaryota; Evosea; Eumycetozoa; Acytosteliales; Cavenderiaceae
Exons: 8
Coding region: 1-4665 (1554 amino acids)
Biological process (GO): DNA repair; telomere maintenance
Molecular function (GO): calcium ion binding; DNA helicase activity
Source: RefSeq, a predicted model, not a curated record